Nematolebias whitei (Rio pearlfish) is the source of this 1047-nucleotide messenger RNA. RefSeq names its product urate oxidase (gene uox). Gene Ontology annotation, biological process: urate catabolic process; purine nucleobase catabolic process. Gene Ontology annotation, cellular component: peroxisome. The record is from RefSeq and is a predicted model, not a curated record. Lineage: Eukaryota; Metazoa; Chordata; Actinopteri; Cyprinodontiformes; Rivulidae. Bases 73 to 972 code for a protein of 299 amino acids. Gene Ontology annotation, molecular function: urate oxidase activity. The transcript is spliced from 8 exons.
UCUUCAACCAUCAACAGAUCCUUUCUUGCUGGAGACCAAGAAAAGAGAUCAAGUGAAGCAGAAGAAAGCGUCAUGGCAACUGCAGCACACCAGAACGUGGAGUUUGUCCGAACGGGCUACGGCAAGAACGCCGUGAGGGUCUUGCUCAUCAAGAGACGGGGGAGCCACCACUACAUCCUGGAGCUGAAGGCCAACGUGGAGCUCACACUCAGGUCGCGCAAGGACUACCUGACUGGAGACAACGCGGACAUCAUUCCCACCGACACCAUCAAGAACACUGUCCAUGCUCUGGCCAAAAUCAAAGGAGUAAAAACCAUUGAGCAGUUCUCACUGGACAUCUGUCAACAUUUCCUCACCUCUUUCAACCAUGUGCUGAGGGCCAAAGUGUACAUGGAGGAAGCUCCAUGGAGGAGGCUGGAGAAGAAUGGGGUACAGCACGUUCACGCAUUUAUCUACAGCCCCGAAGCUUGUCGUUUCUGUGAUGUCGAGCAGAACCUUGAUGGUCCUCCUGUGCUUCACAGUGGGGUGAAGGACAUGAAGGUGUUAAAAACCACCCAGUCUGGUUUUGAGGGGUUUCUCCGAGACCGCUUCACAACGCUGCAAGAGACCAAGGACAGGUGUUUCUGCACCACUGUCUAUUCCAGGUGGCGCUACAACAAGACUCAGGAUGUCGACUUCGAUGCUGCGUGGAAGUGUGUGAAGGAUACGGUUAUUGAGAAGUUUGCUGGUCCCUACCACUGUGGAGAGUAUUCACCAUCCGUGCAGAAGACUCUUUAUGAAACUCAGGUUUUGGUUCUGGACAGAGUUCCUGAGGUGGAUGAAAUAGAGAUCGUCAUGCCCAACCAGCACUACUUCACCAUCGACAUGACGAAAAUGGGUCUUGUCAACAAAGACGAGGUACUUCUUCCUCUGGAUAAUCCCUCUGGAAACAUCACAGGGACGGUGCGUCGGAAACAGAGAGCCCGACUUUGAACGCCUCAACACAACCUCAAAGUACUGACGCUGUCAGAUAUUUACGCAAAUGACCUAAUAAAAAAGAUAAUUUGA